Molecule: messenger RNA, 1377 nt
Organism: Colletotrichum higginsianum IMI 349063
Lineage: Eukaryota; Fungi; Ascomycota; Sordariomycetes; Glomerellales; Glomerellaceae
Product: Early growth response protein 1 is a zinc-finger protein
Exons: 4
Coding region: 1-1377 (458 amino acids)
Biological process (GO): DNA-templated transcription; regulation of DNA-templated transcription
Molecular function (GO): zinc ion binding; DNA-binding transcription factor activity, RNA polymerase II-specific; DNA binding
Source: RefSeq, a predicted model, not a curated record
AUGCCCUUCUCCUGCGACCAUGAAGGCUGCGGCCGCUCCUAUCUCCGCAAAGAACACCUCACGCGUCAUAAAAAGGAACACACGGCGACGCCUUCCUUCUCGUGCCCUUCAUGCAGUACCAAGUUCACAAGAGGGCAUAUGGUGCUCCAUGGCCCGUCUGCCCCGCCCACGCGUGUGGCACAGGCCUGCGUGCCGUGCCACCGGACGAAGACCAGAUGUGACGGCCAGCAGCCCGUCUGUUCGACUUGCAACGACAAGGGCAAGUCAUGCGAGUGGCCGCAGCCGCGAAGCGCGUCGUCCUCCAGAUCCCCCUCCGGCUCUGUGACCGCCUCGGACACGACGCCGAACCCCAUCGCCCUGCCCGAGCCGAUGGUCACGGCCUCAGUGCCACCACCGCCGCCGCCGCCGCCGCCACCGCCAAUGACCAUAGGCGAUACGCUCGAUUUUAGCAUCCCCGGCUCCCGUUGCGUCUUGGACGAGGGCAUGAAGCUGCAGUUGCAGAGGGUCUACUUCGAGCACUUCCAUCCGCUGUGGCCGUUGCUGCACCGUGAAGUAUACGAGACGACGACGCAGCCGAAUUUGUUGACGCGCUCCGUCUUGACCGUUGGCCUAUGGUUUUCCGGGUCGCCGGGAUCGAGAAACCUCGCCAUCAAGUUCCACGAUCAUCUCUUGAUAGAAACCGGUAACAAGCUUCUCGAACUUUUGGAACUGUCGAGGCAAGGCUUGCUAUCCCCCCAGACGGAGAUACUGCCCGUCUUCCAGGCCAUACUGAUUUGCACCAUCCUCGUACCGUACCGGGCCGAUCACUCCAGGGACAACGUGAUGAUGGCGCACUCCAUGCUCCUCGAGACGUUCAAGGCCUCGGGCGUCUACGACCAGUCCAAGAUCAACGCCGGGUCGCGAAUGUGCGGGCACAGCGCUUACCCCUGGAUGUUUCGAGAAUUAUACCAGCGUCUCGCCGUCUUCCAGUUCAAGCUUCACCUGAUCCUGCAAACAAUAUUCGUGACGAUGCACCCGGUGCUGCGGCUGUCGAGAAACGCGGAACCGGCCCUGCUGCGCGUCAGGCUGCCGCUGCCGCUGGGCAUGUGGGACGGGCCCACGGCGCAGUGGUGCGGCAAGGUGCCGACCGACCCGGCCCUGCUCGACAUGGACAGUGACGACGACAGGAUGCUGGUCAGCCGGAUGUGCGAGGAGGCGACCCUCACGAUGGACAACACGCCUCUAUUACCGUUGCUGUCCUGGGACCGCUGCCUGGGGAUGGCCAUCUGGUGCUGGUGCUUGCGGGGGAACGAGAGCGACAAGGAGUUUAUCGAGAACAUCAAACCCUUUGUUCUCGACCCGUUGAAAGGGAUCGAUGUUUUCUCGAGUCAUAGAUAG